This is a messenger RNA of Fusarium redolens, 1615 nucleotides long. RefSeq lists its product as uncharacterized. Bases 24 to 1487 code for a protein of 487 amino acids. The record is from RefSeq and is a predicted model, not a curated record. NCBI's taxonomy places the organism in Eukaryota, Fungi, Ascomycota, Sordariomycetes, Hypocreales, Nectriaceae. The transcript has a single exon.
CUCAUUCACAACCCGCACUGCAAAUGAUGGCCAGAACUCGACACCAAAAGUCCACAACGCCCUACUUUUCGAAAAUUUCUCCCGAAAUCUUGCGCUCCAUAUUUGCAUAUUUCUGUCCUCACUGUUGCAACGAGUACCAGUGGCCUUUUGGAGCUCCCCAGCCGCCAAAGAGAGUUCAAGAUGAUACAACCCUGUACAAUCUAUGCCUGGUCUCGCGAUAUUUUCAACCCUUUGCCCAAGAGAUAUUACAUCAUUCGUUCGAUCCCUGUUUUACUAGUUGGGAUGCUCCUAAUCCGUGGGAGCGGCGUCUCGAACCAUUUCUUCAGACCGUCGCCUCGCGUCCGGACUUGGCUCGCUCCGUCAAGACUGUCUUUCUGAAAGUCCGCUUAGUGGAAUCACUCGACUUUGAUCAAGGCCGAAAAGCUUUCGAUACUUGUGCACGCACCUUCGGAAGUAGUGCCCGAGAUGUUUAUCACAAAGGUCACGAUACUCACUCGUCUGCUAUAAAGCGAGCGUUUUUUCGAGGGACACCUCCACCUCAAUACAUGAGGUCGCAAGACUUUAUCCCCAUAGUCGCAGGCCAACUUCUUUCCAUUCUGGUGUCCAUCCUCCCGAGCUUAGCUCACAUUGGUAUUGAGAAAGACUGGCGUUGGCAAUUCGACGUGUCUCCUGCUACUCUUGACGUCCUGGGUAUCAACUCUAUUCAGCUCAAGACCCUUGAAAGCAAUCGUGCGCUUGUAAGCUUGCUUUCUCGGACGCCGGAGCUUGAGACUUUGGUGACUUCUGGGUCAGGCGAGUUUCCGAAUAUGCCUUGCGUAAGAAACCUUCACAUUCGAUCUCAGGAGGCCAUUCAUGCCCUUGUCAUAGACCACCUUCUAUCAGCUUGCACUGGUACUCUAUCCACAUUUUCAUACACUGCAUUCGACUCUGACAUCGUGGGCGUUGUAAAUCUCCUCGACAAACCAAGGUUUCACGCCAGUCUCGAGUCUCUGCGCCUGGACAUGAGACAUCACGAUUUACGGGGGAAUCAUAAAAUACCCAGCUUGAAGCAAUUCACCCAACUCAAGAGACUCUUCCUCCAUACAUACUUUCUUUAUGGCACGGAAAACUCCGGGUGUUGCGGAGGAAAUUCUGUCGUCAAGUCUGUUGUUAAUAUCCUUCCGCCCAACAUCAUUUCUCUCGAAUUUUCGGAACAGACGGAGACACCAGAUGGUCCUAUGCAGAAGGAUCUGCUCAGCCUAGCCAAGAAUGUGGCUGCCGACUUUCCGCAUCUAAGGGAAAUUAAAAGCAAUGCUGAUCAUGUCUGCGAUGAGUAUCCUGAGACUCUGUUUAAGAGCGUUGGAGUCGACCUUAUACAUCAGGACCUGCCGAUGUGUUGCUGGAUAGAUACGGUUUUUAGGAUCAUGGGCACAGUGGAUUGGGACAAUUUGUGUACCGGUGGCGCCAAUAUGCCUUUACCUGGUGACCUUUCGGAUGAAGAUCUGUGAAAUAGACUAGAAGUAUUCAGAAUCAACAUAGGUAGAAGUUCUCUUAUAUUAUUUCAGCAUAAACAUUCCAUAUUUCCGCCGAUAUAUCAAAGGUGGGGGCAAGGAAAUCCAGGACCUCUAUCCUAAAU